Messenger RNA from Linum trigynum, 564 nucleotides. The record is from the annotation of a GenBank genome assembly. NCBI's taxonomy places the organism in Eukaryota, Viridiplantae, Streptophyta, Magnoliopsida, Malpighiales, Linaceae.
AUGUACAGAUCCUUGCUCGAUAUCAAGUGUCCUGGAGUUUCCAAUUUCCCAACAGUCUCGGUUUGGAGGAAGAUCGUGCCCUCGAAGAUAUGUUUCUUCAUGUGGUCCGUGGCUCACAACAAGAUUUUAAUGCAAGACAGGAUGAAAAGACAAGGAUGGAAUCUAGCUAGCAGAUGCGAGUUGUGUUGCAAGGAAGAAGAAACGGCAAACCAUCUUCUCGCUGAGUGUACCUACACUAAACAAGUAUGGAACAUCAUCAAAAGAAUUUGCAGACAUCUUCGGUUCCCUCUUGGCAACAACAUCGACACUACUCUGAAGAAUUGGCUAGUUGAUAUCCCGGAUGGAAUGGAGGGUUGGUUCAGCUAUUGUGCUCUUCACGUUGUAUCUUGGUUCAUUUGGAUUGAAAGGAAUAGCAGAAUCUUCAAUGGUGAUAUGAGAGACCCAGAUCAUACUGCUGGGAAAACCCUGAAGAGUGUUGUGGGUUGGGGAGUGGCAAAUCGAAAAAUAGAUAAUCGGAGUGCCGCUUCCUGGCUUCGGGAUUGCUCUCGACAGAUUCAUGGAUGA